Messenger RNA from Suncus etruscus (white-toothed pygmy shrew), 1776 nucleotides. It is a transcript of the gene SPMIP4, whose product is annotated as chromosome 10 C7orf31 homolog. Gene Ontology annotation, cellular component: centrosome. The transcript is spliced from 9 exons. Lineage: Eukaryota; Metazoa; Chordata; Mammalia; Eulipotyphla; Soricidae. Bases 1 to 1776 code for a protein of 591 amino acids. The record is from RefSeq and is a predicted model, not a curated record.
AUGGAGGUGGUCCACAGGAGACCGCACUGCUGCAGGGAGCUGGAAGGAGCCGAUGCGCUGUCCAACACCUUUUACUCCAAUCAAGCGCACACCCCGUACCUAACAACCACUCGCCCAACUGCAUCCAAUGACAGAUAUCAGGAACUAAGGGACUCCCACCAUCGAUGUAAAUAUCCAUGGGGUAAUGACAGGGAAUAUGGUAGGAUAAUACCCCUUUCCCUACCUGAAGAACGCAAGUCAAAAUAUGCACCUCAUUAUGUCAAGGGACAUCAGCAUUAUGGAUAUGGUGGAGACCACUGGCAAAGAAAGCAUCCACUUGAACAAUGCUAUUACUUAACAAAGAACAAAAAAUGUGAUGCCUAUGAAAAUGAUUCCUUAUUACCCAAACCACCUAAUUCAACAGUAGAAGAAAUAUGCUCCCCAUAUCCAAUUGAACACCCCUACCAUACACACAUAUCCCGGGGUGCCAUGUUCCCGACCUUUACGUCACCUAAGGACCCGUACACUGGUGUGAAAGCCCGGAGCCGACUGCCAUUUCCUCCUACUAUACCAACCAAGCAUUACGAUACCAUGAAGAUCAUGAAGACACGAGGUAACCCUUACAGAUAUGAACAGAUUGAUUGUCCCACGGACUCAAAGAAGAGAGCCUUGACGUGGCCAGGUCAGAAUGUCUACUAUGAUCUUCCUAAAUGUUCUAUGAAAAGCAAGCCAAUAUUCUAUCCAAAACCUCCUAAAACUUUCGCUCCUAAUUCAACUUUAAACUCAUGGGAAUCUACUAACCCAACAAAAGAGGCCAACAUACAAAGGAACUUUGAGAAGUCCCACUGGAUCUCUUCACACAAUCAUGAUUAUACAGGUCUGGGCCCAAUGAGCCCCCUUGAGAUGGAUGAUUACAAUGACAAGGCAGUAGCAGAGUUAACAGGACAGACAGGAUUUGACCCCGAGCCUCAAGAAAAAUUCCAUCCCGCCUUAAAACCUGCUCGACCUUUGGAUGGACGAAUUGCCCGACUGUCGCAAAACCGGCGCUGCAGGGAACCGGCCGCUCUUCAGCAAAAAUUACCUCCCUGUCCAGAUUGUACCUCUAAUGUCCUGUGUACCUUCCACACUUUUAUCCCCCGUUCUGCAGAACUGAUGGCAUUGAGGAAUAGCAUGCCACUGGGUGUGGCCAAGAAAACCCAGGAUAUUGAAGACAAGAUUAAUGAAGAACAAACCUUGCUCUCUCCCUACACACACUCUCCUUACACAAGCAAAGAUGUGAAUAGAAUUUGUGGCAAAAAAACACUCCCCAAAAUUACAGAUACCAAACAGACGGAAGAUUUAUACUGGAGGCAGGUCUUACUCAGACCCCAAACUCUGUCCUAUGGUAACCCUGACCUAAAUUACAUUCCUUAUGACCAUUUUAAAUCUUCCUUACGAGACCAGUUUCCUACGUGCCAAAGCCUUGCUGCUAGCGCUAGUAAGUCUAGUAUUUCACAAAAUAAACUAGACUCAGAAGCUUUCAAUUUAGAGAAGUUUUUAAGUAAAUCAGAAGACCUAUCCACCAUGAACACGGAAAACUGUGAUGAUUCAGGAACUUAUCUGGGUUGGGUUCCGAGGGCCAGAGACUCGAAGCCUCAUAGGGAUCUGUUGAGCCUUAAGAAUUCUUUUUCAAAGACCAAUGCACAUAAACAAUUCCAUAAAUCUUACCUACAAGAUCAUAAAGACCUCAGGGACAAGGAGCAUUCCGGCAUGAAACAUCAAUUCUAUGGGCAUAAUUCUCAUUAUUUCUAUAACUGA